Mesoplodon densirostris (Blainville's beaked whale) is the source of this 1134-nucleotide messenger RNA. RefSeq names its product LIM homeobox 8 (gene LHX8). The transcript is spliced from 9 exons. Gene Ontology annotation, molecular function: DNA-binding transcription factor activity, RNA polymerase II-specific; RNA polymerase II transcription regulatory region sequence-specific DNA binding. Gene Ontology annotation, biological process: neuron differentiation; forebrain neuron development; regulation of transcription by RNA polymerase II. The record is from RefSeq and is a predicted model, not a curated record. Gene Ontology annotation, cellular component: nucleus. Bases 1 to 1134 code for a protein of 377 amino acids. Lineage: Eukaryota; Metazoa; Chordata; Mammalia; Artiodactyla; Ziphiidae.
AUGUAUUGGAAAAGCGAGCAGAUGUUUGUGUGUAAACUAGAAGAAAAGGACGUGCCGGAGCUGGCAGUUCCUCCCGAGAAGUGCCAGGGGCUCAUGUCAGAGGAGUGCGGGCGGACUGCAGCCCUGGCGGCCGGGAGGACUCGGAAAGGCGCCGGGGAAGAGGGACUGGUGAGCCCCGAGGGAGUGGGGGACGAGGACUCGUGCUCCUCCUCGGCCCCACUGUCCCCGUCGUCCUCGCCCCGGUCCAUGGCCUCGGGCUCCGUCUGCCCCCCUGGCAAGUGUGUGUGCAACAGCUGCGGCCUGGAGAUCGUGGACAAGUACCUUCUCAAGGUGAAUGACCUGUGCUGGCAUGUUCGGUGUCUCUCCUGUAGUGUCUGCAGGACCUCCUUAGGAAGGCAUACCAGCUGUUAUAUUAAAGACAAAGACAUUUUCUGCAAACUUGAUUAUUUCAGAAGGUAUGGAACUCGCUGCUCUCGUUGUGGGAGGCACAUCCAUUCUACUGACUGGGUCCGGAGGGCCAAGGGGAAUGUCUAUCACUUGGCGUGCUUUGCCUGCUUUUCUUGCAAAAGGCAACUUUCCACAGGAGAGGAGUUUGCUUUGGUAGAAGAGAAAGUCCUCUGCAGAGUGCAUUAUGACUGCAUGCUGGAUAAUUUAAAAAGAGAAGUGGAAAAUGGUAAUGGGAUUAGUGUCGAAGGCGCCCUCCUCACAGAGCAAGAUGUCAAUCAUCCAAAACCAGCAAAAAGAGCUCGAACAAGCUUUACAGCAGAUCAGCUCCAGGUUAUGCAAGCACAAUUUGCUCAGGACAACAACCCAGAUGCACAGACCCUCCAGAAACUGGCAGAAAGGACAGGCUUGAGCAGACGUGUGAUACAGGUGUGGUUUCAGAACUGUAGAGCACGCCACAAGAAACACGUCAGUCCUAAUCACUCCUCCUCUGCCCCAGUCACAGCAGUCCCGCCCUCCAGGCUGUCUCCACCCAUGUUAGAAGAAAUGGCUUAUUCUGCCUAUGUGCCCCAAGAUGGGACAAUGUUAACUGCGCUGCAUAGUUAUAUGGAUGCUCAUUCACCAACAACCCUUGGACUCCAGCCCUUGUUACCCCAUUCAAUGACACAACUGCCAAUAAGUCAUACCUAA